AAGCCCAGACAGGCCCAAGAAGUAGUGAGGUGAGGUUUGUGAAAGCAGGAAGCGAGAGAGAAACAAAUUGAUAAUCAUUCACAGAAACCAGCGGAAGGAAGAGGAAGAAGAAAGACAUGAGCGAGGCCGCAGCAAAACGACAAGGUGGGAGGCCGUUGCCUCCGCCUCCAAGAGGCCCUCCUCCCCAUGCUUCACGACCUCGCCCCGACCCCGUCGAUCGCGAAAAGACAUGCCCUUUGUUGCUCCGAGUCUUCACUAAGAUUGGAGGUCAUCAUACAAUGGAAGAUUUCGCUGUCAGAGGGAAAGAGCCCAAGGACGAGGUUCAGAUUUAUACCUGGAAGGACGCUACUCUCAGAGAGUUAACUGAUCUCGUCAAAGAAGUGGCUCCAGCUGCAAGAAGGAGAAAUGCAAAGCUUUCAUUUGCCUUUGUGUUUCCUGAUAAAAAUGGCCGUUUCAAAGUUCAAGAGGUGGGCAAGACAUUAUCGUUUGGUACUGGUAGAUUAGAUGAUGGCAAGGCUUUAGCUGACCUUGGUUUUGAGAUUGGUGAUUACUUGGAUGUGUCUAUUAUUGUGUAGGUUAUUAUGAUUGCAUCUGUAACUAUGUGUUUUGGGCUGCGUAUGUGUGAAGGCCCUUGUAUUUUGGAGUUAAAAGACUUAUGUAUUGAAUGUUUAGUUUUUAAUGUCACAUGAACUAAAAAAUAGGUCUAGUUUCUUUGAUUGCAAAAAAUGAGAGAUUUGCUAUUUGAUUAGCCCUCUCUGCUGUGGCAGAAAAGAAACAAUUACAGCCUUAAUGCCUAUUAUCAUGGACUCUUCACUGUA
Messenger RNA from Lotus japonicus, 818 nucleotides. Its product is annotated as histone deacetylase complex subunit SAP18. NCBI's taxonomy places the organism in Eukaryota, Viridiplantae, Streptophyta, Magnoliopsida, Fabales, Fabaceae. Bases 117 to 575 code for a protein of 152 amino acids. The transcript has 6 exons. The record is from RefSeq and is a predicted model, not a curated record. Gene Ontology annotation, molecular function: transcription corepressor activity; transcription factor binding. Gene Ontology annotation, biological process: negative regulation of DNA-templated transcription. Gene Ontology annotation, cellular component: nucleus.